Molecule: messenger RNA, 1326 nt
Organism: Pediculus humanus corporis (human body louse)
Lineage: Eukaryota; Metazoa; Arthropoda; Insecta; Psocodea; Pediculidae
Product: pak inhibitor skb15, putative
Exons: 7
Coding region: 1-1326 (441 amino acids)
Molecular function (GO): protein binding
Source: RefSeq, a predicted model, not a curated record
AUGUCUGGUUUUCCUCAGAUAGUUGUAGGAACGUACGAAGAAUUUUUAUUAGGUUACAAACCUAAAAUUGAAUUUGACUCGGGAAAAAAGUUUAAUUUUUUUCAAACUUUUGCCUCGCAUUCUCAUCAAGCCAGUUUAAGAUGUGUGGCAGCUAAUAAAAACUUAAUGGCUUCAUCUGGAGCCGAUGAAUAUGUUUACCUAUAUAAUAUGAAUACAAUGAAAAUGUUCAAUGUAAUAGACUACCAUGAUGCUACGGUUACUUGUUUAGAAUUUACUCCUGACAAUUCACACUUGAUUACUGCUAAUCAAAAAGGAGAUAUAGCUAUAUUUCAAUGUAAAGAUUGGAGUUUAGUGAAGUUAUGGAAAGAAGCUCAUAAACAUGCUAAUGGGGUCACAAGUGUGAGUGUACACCCAUCAGGAAGUUUAUUAUUGACAACAGGUGCAGAUAAUAAACUUAUAUUUUGGAAUCUUAUCAAAGGGCGAAAAGCAUAUACUAAAAAUUUUUCUAAAGUUUCAAUUGGUUGUUUUUUGAAUUUCGCCCAGUGGUCUCCAACAGGAAAAUAUUAUGCAGUUUGUAUUGGAAAACAAUUAGAAGUGUACAAAACUAGUACUGCCAGUGUUAUUUAUAAAAUUGUUGUUAACUCCAAAAUAUCUUGUGCUACAUUCUGUAAAAAAACGUUAAUAUGUAUUGGAACUGAUGAUGGACAAUUAGAAAUCCAUUCGAUAAUAGAAAAAAAAUUACUUAUUCAAGAACAUUCGCAUAAAGCAAGACUUAAAUGUAUGACAUCAUUUUGUAAAAUGGUGAAAAAAAAGAAAAUAGUUAAAAAUAAUGAUUAUUUGGUAACAGCAGACAGUAAAGGUUUAAUUAAAUUAUGGUGUAUAAAGAAAAAAUCUGAUAAUUUUCGUUUGAUACCUAAAUGUGAGAUAGAUUGCGAUUGUCGAAUAACUUGUGUGACUAAAGUUUUUCCUAUGAGUGUUAAGAAGGAAAAAUUGGAACAAAUAGAUAUUGUAAAUGAAGUUACAAACAAUGAGACAAUUGACGAUAUAGCAAUUGAAAAUUACAUAAAAUCUCAGGAAGACAAACACAGCAAUGAAAGUAAUGAACAAGAACAAAACCAAAAUAAUAAAACCUGUAAUAAAAAUUCUCAAAUCAUUGAAAUUUCAGAAGAAAUAUCUACAGUCAAUAAUAAAAAACCGAGAAAAUUUAAAAACUUAAGUGGGAAAAAAAAUUUAAAAAACAUAAUACAAAGUAAUCAAAAUAUACUUGAAAAAUCAUUAAAUGACACAAAAGUCAAUAAGUCUGAUGCUAAAAAACUAUCAUUAUAA